Messenger RNA from Protopolystoma xenopodis, 729 nucleotides. The record is from the annotation of a GenBank genome assembly. NCBI's taxonomy places the organism in Eukaryota, Metazoa, Platyhelminthes, Monogenea, Polystomatidea, Polystomatidae.
AUGCGCCUUGCAUUCCUAACGCCCCUUGACUACGCCUCUGGAUCGGACAAGUUGGCCAUUUGUAAAACAGGCUGGCUGACGCUUUUGCACCUCUUCUUUCAAUUCGGCACGCGCUUUCGUACAAUUCGUACAUAUAUUGGUAUGAAUAACUCCAGCUUGCUGGAAGGGCUCUGGAAACUGGCUGUGCUUGGCCUGAAUAUCUUUGCACAUGUGAGCCAGCCGUCUCUAGGUGUGCUCAUGCAGCGCUGCAGACAACCUGUUUUGGAGCGCUCAGUGAUACCAACUAGACUGGAGGUUGUUGACACAUGUUUUACCGAUUGUAUCUACGUCGCUAUGCAGCUGUACCGGCGUGUAGCCGGAUUCUGUAUGCGCCUGUCUGUACACAUCUAUCUUCCGCUCUGGCUGCGGCACAAGAGCGUGCCAGGUGACGAGUCUCUGGAAGCCAGAGAUGGUCUAGCAGGAUUAGUUGCUGGCUUUUGGUUAUCGUUGCUAAGUGAAGCGGGUCACGCGGACGAGAUUACGCCACAUUCUACUUUUUCAUACAAAUCGGUAGCAUUAAACGACAGGCUGGGCGCAUAUCUUACAGCGUCUUCUUCUCGAGAUCCGUCCUCUUUGCACCAGCCCCGUAUGGCCGGAUUGUCUACGGCCUGUCGGAUGAUCACCAUUUUCAGAUUAACCGCCCAUGUAAUGAGUAGGCCGGCCUGUUGCAGCAGUUCCCCGGGCUGUUGA